Messenger RNA from Closterium sp. Yama58-4, 1977 nucleotides. The record is from the annotation of a GenBank genome assembly. NCBI's taxonomy places the organism in Eukaryota, Viridiplantae, Streptophyta, Zygnematophyceae, Desmidiales, Closteriaceae.
AUGAACGCGCUGCCCCCGCCCUUACCGCUGCACCACCGCCAGCCGUGCCAGUCACCAGCACCACCUCGUGCACACCUGCUCAACCACUGCGCGCCAAUUCACCCGCUCGCGAGCCUUUCCACGUCGUCUCUGCCGCCCUGCAGCAUUCGCAUCGCAUGUGGUGCAGCGUCCCUUAGCGUCGCUACCAGAAAUAUCUUCCAUGGCGCCGUCUCUCCUCCGCCUUGCGCCGCGAUUCACGCCCACCGCCUCCAGCCACCCUGCCCGAUCACACGCUCCUUCUCGCGCGGCGCGUGGCGGAAGUUCCACGUCAGCGUCGCGCGCGUGGCUGCGGCGUUCCAUCUCCGCGUCGUGCGUCGCGCUGCUCCUCCUGCUGCUGACGGCGUCACUGUUGCGCGCUCGAAUUCGCCCGCAAUCGCCAGAAGACGGCGCCUGUGGGCGCAGUCACUGCUGCCACCAGCAGCCCUGCCCUCCUCCUCCGCGCCCUCCCCGCCGUGCACCGUGCGCCUGCACUCGCCCCACGCCGUGCCGCUCUCCUGGCUGCACUCCCCUUCCCCUCCUUCCCCCUCCUCCGCCUCCUCUGCCUCGCCCCUACCCACUGUUGCAUCCCCUGCCAGUGGCAGCAGCAGCGACCCUGCCGCCCUCCCACCGCACCUGCUGCCGCUCCUCGGCACGCCAGACCUGCCAGACCUGCCCGUGCCGCUCUCACCAUCGACAUCGCCAGCAGCAGCAGCAGCCGCAUCUUCUGAGGCAGCAGAGGAGCGAGCAGCGCUGCCGGGGACAGAUGGACCGGUGGACGUGAGCGUGCCGUGCUACCCUGACUACCCUUAUUACCGCCAGCAUGGGGCAGAGUACUUUCUCUCGCUCUCCCUCUUCUCAGGCACGGCAGCAGUGCAGAGGGUGCAGCGAGUGGAGGACGCGGAGGCCAUUUUCCUGCCCUACUGGUCCACACUCUCCUUCCGCACCAACGCCAGUGAGAUCCUGGACCCCAUCAUCGCCCGCUUCGCCCGCCGCCACGCCGCCACACUCGCCAGCAGUGCGGCCAACACCACUCACGGCAGUGGGGGCAGCAGCGACAGCAGCGGCAGCAAGAGCACUGGGGGAGAGGCAGGGCGCAUACCCCCCCUGGUGGUGCCAUGCGUGUACCCUCUGGCCAUGUUCAACCACUCGUUGCCCCUCGCUGCUGCCAUCAAGCUCGCUGUUGACCUUGACCUGCACUGGCCGCAGGCAGCAUCCUACGACCGGGAUGUGAUAGUGCCGUACGUGCCGCUAGUGCCGCCAUUCACUCACGACAGUGGCUCCUGGGCCCACCGCCCGCUGCUGCUCUUCUUCCAAGGCACCACCGAUCGCUGGGGGGGUGGCAUCAUUCGGCAGCAAGUGCAGAGGGAGCUGCAGGGGCAGGCGGGGGUGCAGUUCAGGGUGGGGCGGGCGGACAACAGCAGCAUGACAGCACAGGCAGCCUCUGCCAUGCGCCGAGCCAAGUACUGCCUGGUGCCGCGAGGUGACACGUCCUCCAGCUGUCGCCUGUUCGAUGCGAUUCUCUCCGGGUGCAUCCCGGUCAUCAUCAGCGAUGCCCUCGACCCGCCCGUUGAGGACGCCAUCGACUACUCCGCCUUCGCGCUGCUCAUCCCUGCCGCCCUCGCUGUGCGCCCGGGCUACAUGCUAGGCGUGCUGCACGCGCAGACGGAGGCUGUGUGGCGGAAGCAGUGGGAGGCCAUGCGGAAGGUUGCACACCAUUUCAUCUAUUCCUUCCCCCCGCGACACGGCGGGGCAGAGGACAUGGUGUGGCAGGCGGUGGCUCGGCGGGUGAGAGGGGAGUUCUCUCCGCGUUACCGCAACAGGCGCGGGCGCAUUCUGCUCGCCCAGCUGGCACAGGCAGGGCUCAACGCCUCCCAUCUCGAACAACCCUUGCCUAACCGGCCUCCUGUAACCUUUGAUGUAACACUAGACAAUGAAACAGAGAAGCCUUUUCAAGUAUAG